AUGUUGUGGUCCACUCUGCUUUUGGGUCUCUCUUUCUCACUUCUCGCUCAUUGCGAUGUGACCAAAGACCACGAUGACCGAUUGAAAACUGCUGUCAUCCUUGACACACCUACUACAGGUGCCAGCACUACGCCUGAUGGCCGAGCCUUUCUCAAACUUGCUCGAGUCGACGAUACGACGGGCUCACAAGUUGUCGAAGUUGUCGGGGAUGACUACACCCUGAUCCCAUAUCCAAACGAGGAGUGGAAUUCAUGGAAUGCUAGUACCGACAGCGCUGCCGACUCCGAGCGAAAAUACGUGUCGACAAACGCGCAGCGUGUUGGACCGGAUGGAAAUCUCUGGGUUAUAGACAGCGGUGAUCUUCAAAACUUCUCCAACUCCUCCAAGCUGAUCUUUUUCAACCUUACGACCAACGAGGUCGAACGCAUAUACUACCUUGGCGAUGCCACCACCAAGGACGGUUCCAUCAACGACGUGCGCUUCAACGGCAAGUACGCGUACCUGACCGAGUACACCAUCGGGUCCAUUAUCGUGCUGGACCUGGAGACCGGCGAUGCCCGCAUGGUCCUCCGAGAGCACAAAUCAACCAUGGCUUUGAUGCCGCUAUCAGCGGAAGGUCAUUUCUUGCGCACUCAAUCGACAGGCGAGCUCGAAUACAUCCACGCCGACCAGGAAGAAGUGUCGCCAGAUGGCAAGUACUUCUACUAUCAACCUGCUAUCGGGUACAUGUGGCGCAUCGAAACCAAGUAUCUCAACGACGCGCUAAAAAAUGAUACCACUGCAGAACUACUUCCCAACUACGUCGAGCCGUUCUCGUUGACGCCGAGUACUGGAGGCAGUGCCAUUGAUGCACAAGGUAACAUCUAUUACAGUGACGGUGAUCGCCAGGAGAUCCGCAUUCUGGCGCCAAAUGGAACAACUACCCUGUUGGUGCGGGAUGAGAGAUUGCUUUGGGUUGAUGCAAUCUGGCUCGACACGAAGGAGCGAUUGUGGCUCUGUGCCUCGCAGCUCAACCGCAGCAACCGAUUUUUGCAGCCCAAUAACCAGAGCACGACGAUUGAGAAGCCGAUCUAUGUCUACAACAUUGACGUUGGCCAUAGCCCACCACGUUUGGAUCAUGCUUAG
This is a messenger RNA of Penicillium salamii, 1125 nucleotides long. The record is from the annotation of a GenBank genome assembly. NCBI's taxonomy places the organism in Eukaryota, Fungi, Ascomycota, Eurotiomycetes, Eurotiales, Aspergillaceae.